Zootermopsis nevadensis is the source of this 3032-nucleotide messenger RNA. NCBI's taxonomy places the organism in Eukaryota, Metazoa, Arthropoda, Insecta, Blattodea, Termopsidae. The record is from RefSeq and is a predicted model, not a curated record.
AUAUUAUUUUCUGUUCAUUGGUCAAACUCAUUUAUGCAUGUUGUUUGUUUAUGGUUUAUUCAACAACGCUACAGCAGCUCAAACAUACAUAGCACCUAAUAAUAGGGAAAGUAAUGAGUACUGUAGUAGAAAUUAUAUAGAAAAAAGGUUUCGAGGCGUAAUUUAAGGUACUUUAGCGUAAUUUUCCUGGAGAGACUUAAAAAAAUUACAAAAUAAGUCAGUUAGGAAAUUCGGUGUCAGAGAUUUGAACACGAGAUAUCCCGAAUAUGAUUUUUUUUUUCCAUUUAAUAAUAUGCAACAUGAGCAGUUGAAACAACGUCGUCAAAUAUCCUCAGAAUCAAACAUUCAGGAACCGAGUUUGUAAUCAGUCUGUGUAUAAUUCGAAGUACGUAUACACGAAACGAAGGAUUUGAUCGACUGCGACCAAUGUCUCUACGACGUCACGACAUACGCCGCCAACUGAUAAAGUGACUUACAAUCCUCUUUCUCUGGCGGUCACCACCUGUUCAAAGUCCGUAAGACAUAUCAUAAAUAUGUCGGCUGUUCAUUGCUCACUGUAGUCCUCUUAAUUCCUCCAUUGUUUGCGCUCAGUUGCUGCCAACGUUAUAAACACCAGGCACAUGCAGAAGACAGGCACACGGGCCCCCGCGUAGACAGAAAGAUGACCGCGAACACACAAAGGCCUCAGACGAACACAGUGAGUCGCUUCAGGGAGGUGCUGCCUCAGGUGCUAGCGAUGGGUGCAGCGAACAUGGUGGUUAUAAACCUGACCUUGGCACUCCUCCUUUCCACCCUCGUCAUCGCCGAAGUGCACCACUCGGACGCAGAGCUCUCCAUGGAUGACACGUUGGCUUCCUGGUUCGGCAGUUUGCCAUUCUUCUGUCAGCCAGUUGGAAGCAUAUUAUCGGGGUUCGUAGUGCAAUGGCUUGGCCGCAAGAGAUCUCUGAUGCUCAUCAAUAUUCCAUACUUCGUGGGGUACGUACUUAUCAGUACGGCCCCCUCGAUCACUGUACUCUUUCUGGCUAACGUAUUGCUGGGAACCACAGUCGGUUUCACCGAGGCGCCGAUCAACAGCUACUUCGGCGAGAUCUGCCAGCCAGAGCUCCGCAGUAUCCUGGCCGGCAGCGCAGCGAUAUUCUACCAGGUGGGGAUGUUCGUGCUGUUUGUUCUGGGUAGCCUUACGACCUGGAGGGUUACUGCUGGAGUCGUAGCUGUGAUCCCUGUCGUGACGAUGAUAAUGAUCAGCCAGGUUCCAGAAUCUCCAAUAUGGCUGAUAGCUCAGGGACGACUUAAGGACGCUGAAACUUCCUUGUGCUGGCUACGAGGAUGGGUAGACAGAGGCGCUUACGACCGCGUAACAACGAAAUCUGCGCAGAAACGGGCAGAUGACAGGGAGACAAAAAACCUGUUGGAAGAGCACAACAUGUCCGAAUACAAACCGAGCCCUGAACUGAAUGGAUUUUUAUCAGAUAACCAAGCAACGAAACAAGCGACAAGCGACAACGCCCAACUGCCUUCGUGUGAAGAUAAUACUGAUCCAACGAUGAGAGAGGUGGCGCUGGAAAUGAAAAAUAUAGCAGGCCAUGACGAAAACCAGCGAAUGAUUUCGCCUGUAGACAAACAGAUAACAAUAGAGAAGGAGCUGUCAACGGAAGUCUUUACUGCCGAAGUCAGUGACGGGGGUAGAAAGUCGAAGUUCGUGACAAUGGUGAAGUUGUUAGUGCAGCCAGAAACGUUGAGACCGCUAUUUCUCACCGUAUCCUUUUUCUCGUUUUAUGGCUUUGGAGGAAUGCCAUCCAUCAGGCCAUUCUUGGUGGAAGUGAUCGACAACUUCCACACCCCAAUUAAAGGAUCAUGGAGCUCGGUUGCGAUGGCGGUCACAGGGUUCCUGGGCAGUGUGGUAAUGAUCGGCUCGGUCAACAGGCUCGGGAAGAGGUCGUUAGCGAUGUCUAGCGUCGCCGUCUGCGCCUUGUCGUGCCUGCUGCUCGGGGUGUACGACUACCUUUUCGUCGACAGAGCCACGUGGGUGCCGCUGGUUCUGUUCACAGUGUUCUCCUUCGCCAAUAGUAUUCAAGGGCAGAUACCGUGGCUGCUUGUAGCUGAAGCCUUCCCGUUCAGGACGAGGGGACUGGCAGGUGGAAUGGCAGCAGCAUCCAAUUACAUCGCAUCCUUCAUCGCUGCAAAGACGUUCCUCAGUACCGAGCACAGUCUGCAGAUGUAUGGCUCCUUCUGGUUCUUCGGUGUCGUCAAUUGCCUGUGCUUCGCUUUCCUGUACUUCCUGCUGCCCGAGACAGAGGGAAAGUCUCUGGAGGAGAUAGAGCACCUGUUUGCAGGCAACAAGGACCACAAGUGAAUCCUCCAAUUACAUCGCAGGUCUCCACAAGAGGAACGACCUGUCUGUGCCCAUUCAAAUGUCAGCAGUCGACCACAGCGGCACAGUGUUGGUAACUUGAAUGCUGGUUUCGCAGGUCUGAACCUGGCUUGAAGAAACGUAAUUUUCAUGGUUUUUGUUCUGUGCAUGUAAAAGUCUUGCAGUGAAAUGAUCUCUUACUGAAGGAGUCAUACUAUGUGUAAUCAAUUAAAUACAAUAAAGGGAAUCCCCACACACACCGUUAAUUGGCGAUCAAAGGAAACGAAUUAAAACACAUACGAAUAACAUAACAUGGCACGUUCAUGUACAGCGUGCUUUAUUUCAGCCACGUCUGCUAUAUAUUUAUUUGAAAAUUCCCCCAAUAUCAAAUGUUAUGGAAAUCCAUUUUGCUGUUCUUGAUUUGUUAUACGCAUACAGACACAAAAAAAUCUGCAUAUGCUUCCUCAUCACAUCAUUAAACACAGCAAAAUGGAGAAAAAUGUCAUGUCUGACAGCAAUAAUACCAUAUUCUUCUAUCCCCUUCAAAUCCAAGGCCUGUCGGAGAGUUCAAUGCCAGCUGUAGUAGUAAUCAACGGUACCAUCCCCAAUAUUAACUUCAUCUCAGACCUCCUAUUUUACAAUUCAGUUUCACAUGUGUUAAUAAAAAAUUUCUGAAACUGUG